UGUGAGGCCUUCGUGCACCUGACAAGGCAGUCCAAAAUUGGGAAACUUAAAGUGUACAAGCUCCGCCUUGAUCACAAUCAUGAUUGCAAUGAAGUGACAGUGUCAGGUUACCCAGAAAGCCGCAGACUGUCAGAUUCUUCGAAAGCCAAUGUGUUGGAAUAUUCCAAACUGAAAGCCAAACCCACAUUGGUGAAGCCAUUGCUGAGACAAAGUGAAGGACUUAACAAGAUAAUUCUUAGCAGGGAUAUAUCUAACGUUCGGUUGGUUGUCUCUACCAAAGCUAAACUCUUACUCAGAAACGGAAGAAGUGAUGAGCAGAUGCUAAUUGAUAAAUUGGCAGAAGUUCACGCAAAGGAUCCGAAUGCUGUUUCUCAUAUUGAGUUUGACCCUGUUUCUAAGGAGGUAAUAUUUAUACUCCUACAAACUAGUGAGAUGAGGGAAAUGCUGAAGCAAUUCCCUGAAGUAAUUUUGAUGGACAUAACGUACAAGAUUAACAAGAACCGCAUGCCUGUCAGUGUAGUCGAAGUAAUGGAUGAAGAAGGAUUGGGUCAAGUUGUUGCCUACAUAUUCUUGGCAAAUGAGCUUAAAGAGACACUCACAUCUGCACUCAUGUGCUUUGCUGAUGCAAGUGGGAAAGAAAUCUUGGACCAAACUAACUGUGUUGUAGUUGACAAGGAUUUCUCUGAGAUUGGUGCUGUGAAAGCUGUUAUGCCCAACGCCAAGAUUCACCUGUGCAGUGUCCAUGUUGAAAGAAAUUUGAAGGGUGCUGCAACAGGGGAAAAGAAUCGCAAACAGGCUAUUGCUGCCUUCCAUGAUAUGGUGUACUCAGAAACUGAUGACGAGUUUCAAACUCACUUGUCAAAAUUCCAAGAAGCAGCCUCAGUCAAGUUAUACUCGUAUUUUGAUAAAAAUUGGCUGAAGUGCAAAGAGGCUUGGGCUUUAAAAGACCGUAUUCUUGUGAAGACACUCAGAAAUCACACUACCAAUCGUGUGGAGAGCCACAAUCAGAAACUCAAAAUGAUCUUCAGUUGUGACACAGAAUUGUAUGACGCAAUUGAUGGUAUAGUUAACAUCCUAAUGGAGAAUAGAAGAGACGACCUUCGUUACAGAGCGCAUGAGACUCUCACAAAAAAAACUUAUAUUCUCAAAUGCAGCAACCCACUUGUUUCUGUGAUUUGCAACGACCUUUCUGAGUUUGCUGCCAAACUUGUCAAUGAGCAGCUUAGUCUUUCAGGUGGUCCCUCCCCUUUUCCUGACAAGUACCAAGUUUCAGAGAAUUCUUGCUCUUGCAGCCUCUUUAUGACCAUGGAGCUUCCCUGUCGCCACAUCAUGCGACUCAGAAAGGAGAAAGGUUUGCCAGAAUAUGACAAGAAUAUUGUAUCUAAGAGAUGGUGGUUAAAACCCAGAAACUUUGGUAAAUCUACAGUGGAGGGAGCUAAUAGUACAGUAAUAAAAGCAAGGAUGCCAGCACAGCGUGUAGCCUGUGUAAUGAAUAGCCGAGAGAAGUUCCGUGAAAUAGCUCCUCUCACUCAGAAAAUAAACAGCCUUGUAACUGAUUCAGGAACCAAGACUUUCCAUAGAAGACGCCAAGUUUUAAGCGACAUUGUGCAAGCUUGGUCAAAUGGUGAAGAAGUAUCCCUUGUGCACGUCUCCCACACCAACCAAGAAGUUUUUACUGAUAUAAGAGCACAACAGGACUCAUCUCAUGACAGUAAGUAUUAG
Frankliniella occidentalis (western flower thrips) is the source of this 1722-nucleotide messenger RNA. RefSeq lists its product as uncharacterized. NCBI's taxonomy places the organism in Eukaryota, Metazoa, Arthropoda, Insecta, Thysanoptera, Thripidae. Gene Ontology annotation, molecular function: zinc ion binding. The transcript is spliced from 5 exons. The record is from RefSeq and is a predicted model, not a curated record. The annotation marks the transcript as partial.